AUGGCUGCUACUCGCGCCCGCUCCGGGCUUCUAGGGUCUUUCUUGUUGGCUGCUUGCCUGAUGUCGCUGCAGGCCUUCGUGUCGGCCCCCCGGGGGGCCGAGUCACCGUCUCUUCGUGGCCUGGUUACGGCCGCCGGCAUCGCCGCGGCACCGGGCGUGGCCUCUGCGGCCGAUGAGUACCUGAACUACAACAUGACAGGUGAGUUCACACCUUUCAUGGUCAUCGGCUACUUCGGCCUUACCACAUUCCUGACUGCCUUCGCAUUCGGCUCCUACCUUGUCCUGACCAAGCUGAUUCUCGGAAUAACUUGCCAAGCUUGCAUUGCAGUCUUGGGACAUGACCUCGACAUGAUGCUACGAGCACGACGCGUUCCUUUCACAAGCCUUUACUUGUGUCUUGUAGUAGCCCCAUUCAACACCGAGGAAGAUCAUCUGAAUGUGCUGUUCCGCAAGUCUUUGAACUUGGAAGACUUCUGGACUUUUUCCCAGCAGUUGAUGCCAGAAACCGAGUUCUGCGUCGCAGAAGUUGUGACAAAAGUGUGCACUUGCCAGGCCUUCGUGCCGGCUCCCCACGCCGAGUCCCCAUCUCUUCGUGGCCUGGCUUCGGCCGCCGGCAUCGCCGCCGCGCCGGGCGUGGCCUCCGCGGCUGACGAGUACUUGAACUACAACAUGACGGGUGAGUUCACUCCCUUCAUGGUCAUCGGAUACUUUGGCCUGACGACUUUCCUCACCGCCUUUGCCUUCGGCUCCUAUUUGGUCUUGACCAAGCUGAAGAUCAUCUGA
Messenger RNA from Symbiodinium necroappetens, 783 nucleotides. NCBI's taxonomy places the organism in Eukaryota, Dinophyceae, Suessiales, Symbiodiniaceae. The record is from the annotation of a GenBank genome assembly.